Molecule: messenger RNA, 339 nt
Organism: Arabis nemorensis
Lineage: Eukaryota; Viridiplantae; Streptophyta; Magnoliopsida; Brassicales; Brassicaceae
Source: the annotation of a GenBank genome assembly
AUGUCGGGAAAGGAAUCUUACGAUGGAGAAGAUGGAAUUUGGCAAGCCGGAGCAAUUACGACGGUGAUAGACGGGAUCGGAGCUGCUGCUGUCUACUCCACCGGCGACGGAUUAUAUUCCUCCCUUGAUCUCAAUGUUUCCUUUUAUUCAACGGCCAAGAUUCAAGAAAAAGUAGAGGUAGAAGCAAGAGUGAAGGCGACCAAUAAUGGAGGAUUAAAAUCAGCUGUGAUUGAGAUUCGAAGAGAAAGUAAUGGAGAAAUCAUAGCCACUGGAAGAAUGUGGAUGUCCCCACUUAGCGUCAAAGUCAGACACAAUGUUUCUAAAAUUAGUAAGCUUUGA